AGUCAAAGUCGAUCAAAUAGCACAUUUUCGUACAAGACCUGAACUCCCCGCCAAGCUCAAUCUGAUGAAAAAGCUCGUUUGUACGAAUUGGGGCGCCGGAGUAGAAGCCCCCAGAGCUCUAUUCCCGAGUAGUGAAAGGUCGGUACAGGACUACAGCAUGCCUGUUCAAUUCUUUGCAGGCAAGACUUCAAUGGAAAAAAAUUGAGACGCAUGUAGACUCGGGCGCUGAGAGUAAAAUGUAAUGCAUUUAAGAGCACACUGACCCCUAUAUCAGUAAUUCCAGAAUAGAUGGACCAUUCCGUCCCAAUAUACGUGCAAUAAUAUUAAUUCUUCACUGAACUACACCCACCAUUCUCUCCACAGGUACAAUACUUUGUACCGGUGUGCUGAGUUCAACGACAACACUGCUGGUGCCCAUAGAUUGUGCUGCGUACUACAGUGAGGUAUUCGAUGUCCAGUAAGUAUGUCGAAAGGAUGUGGAUUAGGUCGCAGGGAGUGGGCAGUUACAGGUUUGCCCUUCUGAAAAUUAGACAUUGAAAAUAGAGCACUAUCUUACAUAGUUAUGAUCUGUUUAGAUAUAGGGGUCUGUGACAAAAUAAUCUUAACACAAUCAUAGGUGUGUUUGGGGGGGUGGGGGGGUGGGGGGGACAGACCGCACCGAAUGGCACUUUUUUUUUUCAAUGUUGUAAGCCACGAACAAAAAAAUUCGGGUGAGUGGCGUUCUUGGCCCACCGUUGGGGGGGGGGGGGGGGAGAGGGGCAGUAACCCUAGCUACGAGGACAGACCGCACCGAAUGGCACUUUUUUUUUUCAAUGUUGUAAGCCACGAACAAAAAAAUUCGGGUGAGUGGCGUUCUUGGCCCACCGUUGGGGGGGGGAGGGGGAGAGGGUCAGUAACCCUAGCUACGCAACGAGAGAUUGAUUUGGCUUGCACAGUGAUGGGAAAGUAACCAACCUUAAUCAUUUUAACAUUUUUCUCCUCAGGGAUCUUGCUCAAGUAAUUAACAUCGGUGGCGGACUACAGGAGAUUGUAAUCACAAAGGAAAGCUACACUUGUAAGUGCUUGGCAUAGUUAUAGACAAUGUCCAUCUUUGUGCUGUGUGGUGGCAGUCGUACACAUGUUAUGUUUUAUAAUACGUAUGCAAAAAAAUGAGAUUUUAAAAACAAAUUAGAGUUAUCAAGCCGCCAUGGAAUAUUUCUAUGUUAAAACAUCCAAAACAAGAAAGAAAAAAAAAACAACAUAUUAUUUAAUUGUGAUAGUUAACUGAGUUCUAUCGAUACAAAUUUAAAAAAGAAAAAUAAUGACGUAUUAAAGGUCAAAAAAAAAAAGAAGACAAUACUUAAUUAGUCUGGCACCGGGCCAUGGUACAGUGUGAAGCGCGUGUAACGGUCCGCUGAACUUGAAAGUUUGGCAAGCACUGAUUAAGACCAUUCUUUUCACACACAAUUAUAAAUGCGGGCAGUGCUACUUAGGGGAGAGAGACUGUCACCUUGUUGACUAUCUGUAAUGUUGCCAUAUCUAGCUGGGACCUCAACGGGACACUCUGAGAUGGGGGUGUAGAAAUGAAGUAAAAAAUAUUAACUAAUAUAAUUAAAUAUAAGGCCCAUAACGGUGACAGUCCCGUUAUCUCGGGACGGAUGUCAACCCUAUGUAUAGUAUUUCUUUUAAACAGUGUACCUGUCCCAUUUACAAACUUUUCAAUAGUGGUAACCAUGAUGGCGUAUAUUAAUAGUAAACCGAAUGUGUGUAAAUAAUGGAUUGAAAUAUUUUGGACGUUGACUCUACGGACAUGACGUCACAAAGUGAAUCCAUAUCAUCGCAUGGCUUUACUCUAUUCCUGUUUUUAUUCACUACAUCUAUCCUUCUUUUUUUCCUUCCUUAUGUAAGAGACUUGUGUCCGCCAUUUUUCUAUCUUUUCCCCCUUUCUUUUUACCGGUAGUUUUAAAUUGAAAAAAAAAAAAAUAAUAAAAUCUAAUCAUUUGGGGGAUAACUUUAUGAAAUCUUAAAGAGGUAUCAAAAUACAACUUAUUGAAUUCAAAAUCCUUCAUUCAUUAUCUUUUCUACUUUUGCAGUCGCAGACCUUCAUUUAUUAUCUUACAUUCACAAAUAGUUGGUAUCUUUCAAUUGACAAGCUUAAAAUAUUUCUUUCUAUGUCUUCUAGAAGUUCAUUGAAUACAUUCCUCUGUGAAAACGGCCCUCGUUUGCUUGGUACAUUUUCAGACACAGAGCUAGGAAACGGCAUGGCAGAAAUCCCGCUCCCGGAGCCUGUGAAUAUUGCAGACUGCCCAGAGCACGCGUGCGUGUACGAGGCUUCCACCAUGGAUGGACGGGUCAAUUUUGCUGACUGUUUCGGGGUCGGGUAUGGGACACAGAGUGCCAGUGACUGUAAGCUUUCAAACUUUUCCAAACAAGUUCGAUGAAUGUUAAAAUAGACUUGAACACACCUGAAUCAAACAUGUUUCAUGAUCAAUGUUUUAGAUUAGUGUACGAUAACAUCAUUUACUACCUUGUACACGGGGUGUGGAUGGGGCGGGGGGGGGGGAGGUCACUUACAGGAGGCAUGUUUGUCCAACUCACAUCCUUAAUACAGAUUAUUUGGUAUGUGUAUUCUGUAUGUGUUUUAGCUUUCGUUAAAUGGAGGCAGGGAAAUCAAGAACCGCACCGGAGCUCCACAAACUCUGCCUACUCCACUGUAGCUAAAAAUCGUAGCAAAAACACAGUUAUAAGUGUUAGAGCCAUGUCCAACCUAGCCAAACCACGCAUUCAAGUCUUAGAGCCAUGUCCAACCUAGCCAAACCACGCAUUCAAGUCUUAGAGCCAUGUCCAACCUAGCCAAACCACGCAUUCAAGUCUUAGAGCCAUGUCAAACCUAGCCAAACCACGCAUUCAAGUCUUAGAGCCAUGUCAAACCUAGCCAAACCACGCAUUCAAGUCUUAGAGCCAUGUCCAACCUAACCCAACCACACAUUCAAGUCUUAGAGAGCCAUAUCCAACCUAGCCAAACCACACAUUCAAGUCUUAGAGCCAUGUCCAACCUAGCCAAACCACACAUUCAAGUCUUAGAGCCAAAUCGAACCUAGCCAAACCACGCAUUCAAGUCUUAGAGCCAUGUCCAACGUGUCAUUAGCCUUAAAGGUGUGUCAGCACUGUCUACAUCAGUGAUUAUUGUUUGUCCUACAGAUAAUUACUACGGAGCUGUCAACAGAAUGACUAUCACGACGUCCAACUGCUGUGAUGUGUUGACUGAUGCGGUCAGCAAAGCGAACGGGACCUACCCGGAAACCAUGGUUCAUUCGACAUCACAAGUCGUCUGCAUGGGAUCAGACGACUCGUCGUGUGGAGUAAGUGACAUACCAUGACUUAGACAUGACUUUACACAACUAGACCUUGCGUGACAGGGUUACAUGACCAAACAGGACUUAACGUGAGUUCACAUGUCUAGACAUCACGUAGCUCGAACAGGCGUGACAGAACAUGUCCAAUCAUGAUGUAACACGACCGGACAUGACGUAACAUGACUCAACAUUACUAUAUGGGACGUAACACUGUAAGUCAUGACGUUCCGUGACAAGACUUGACGCUUAACUGGCAACAGUUCUUAGUUCUAAGCAUUUCUGAACAUCCUUUUUGGAUCUUUGUGUCAACAUAAAAACCAAUAGUUUUUUCCACAUUUUUUAAUUCUUAGAUUUAGUUUAGUUAUUCACCUCGUUUUUUAAAUAGACAAUUUGAUUAUAAAUUAAAAUGUAUUUCAAAUAUUCUUUUGCCACAGGGAGACUUCGGCACGCCAAUAUACUGUAAAUCAUUCGACACCAACGAGUAUGUUCUGGUGGCUGCACUGACAUCAGCGCCAUGCACUUCCGGUGAUCCAAUCCUAGCCAACGAUUUGACUGGUGGAGCCUUUGGAGCUUAUCUCAAUCAAUAAAAUUGAUGAAAAAAUUAAUUUCCAUUGAUUUUUAAAAAAAAUAUUUUUAAAAAGUUAUAUAAGAACGAUCGGAUAUAUACAAACUAGGGUCAGGUAGCAUAUCGGAC
Molecule: messenger RNA, 4029 nt
Organism: Lymnaea stagnalis (great pond snail)
Lineage: Eukaryota; Metazoa; Mollusca; Gastropoda; Lymnaeidae
Source: the annotation of a GenBank genome assembly